Molecule: messenger RNA, 438 nt
Organism: Rotaria sordida
Lineage: Eukaryota; Metazoa; Rotifera; Eurotatoria; Philodinida; Philodinidae
Source: the annotation of a GenBank genome assembly
AUGUGGCAAUUACUCCCAUCAAUAUCAUUUAAUUUAUCUUCAACAAAAUCUACACUUGAAAUCAAUCCAUUACGUUCAGUAUCACGUGAAAAUAUUUUACAACCAAAUUGUCGAUGGGCUUCGAAUGGUUUUCCAAAUCAAGCACUCGAUCCAAUACCUUAUGGUCUUCUCAUAUGGUUUGGUUUAUUUUGUGGUAUUGUAAUAAUCAAUCGUCUUAGUAUAGUAACAAAUCGAUGGUGGGUAUCAGUAGGUUUUCUUGCUUCUGGUUUGUUAUAUUUCAGUCGUGGAAAUGUUUCAUUUAUGGGUGGUUUUGCUCUAAGUAUAUUUAUUGAAUCAAUACUUCCAUUAUUAUUUGAUAAAAUAGCUCGUGGUCUUUCAGCACAUAUUGUUUUUAUUGCUACUUUUGCAUAUAUUAUUCAAGUUAUUUAUGCUGUUUAG